Molecule: messenger RNA, 2880 nt
Organism: Penaeus chinensis
Lineage: Eukaryota; Metazoa; Arthropoda; Malacostraca; Decapoda; Penaeidae
Product: organic cation transporter protein-like
Exons: 20
Coding region: 1-2478 (825 amino acids)
Biological process (GO): transmembrane transport
Cellular component (GO): membrane
Molecular function (GO): transmembrane transporter activity
Source: RefSeq, a predicted model, not a curated record
AUGGAUCAGGAGGAUGACUUAAAGAAGAGGAAAGUUAUGUGCUGUUAUGCACUAACACAGUCACAGACAUACAUAUGCGAUCCAUCCAUCAGCGAGGAACUUCCUACUCUCCCGGAGGCUAGGGAAGCGAUCUCUAAGCUGAAGGGUGGGAAAGCUGCAGACAUAUGCGAUAUUCCUGCCCAACUGCUAAAGACUGGGUUACUCUUCAAUCACGUCGGACCGAGACAGGCUAUUAAGCAGGAAUGCCACAGCUGUCUAAAACCGGGCCUAUAUAGGUGUAAUUUAGACCUUAUGAGGGGUAAACAGGGUCUUGAGGUGGGCAGUUAUAUUUGUAUAAGGAGUAAUCUUGACAUAUUGGUAACAGUAACUUACUGGAAGCGCACAGACUUUUCAGAGUGGAUUGUCUUGCAGAUCCAGGAAGCAAGAAGGUUUUAUCGCCGGGCUGACCUCCUUGAGACCAUUCAAGCUGCUCACACACACUAUAAAUGGCACAAAGCUUGGAUGCAGGAGCUGAAGUCAUCUGAGAAUAUUCCUUGUGUAUCUUUUAUAAGCAUUCGAAUAUUCCGAGGUUCAUUGAAAGUUAUCGAAUGCACACCAGACCCCGUAACGAAAGGAAGAUUCAAAGCAUUAACAAAAUCAACAGAAGAACCAAUAACUAUCGAGGGGGAGAGAUCCAUUAGUCUAUCCUGUUGGCUCCUGGUGAAAGGUUGUCUCCGGGUGCGGCGGGUGAAGGGCCUCGGUUUGGGGACUGUUGGUGAAGGAGUUGCUGUUGGUGGCGAAGAGCUGAGGAUACGACUCACAAUGAUAAGUAAACUGGACGAUCUUCUGACGCACAUCGGCACGGGAAAAUGGAGCUACAUGCAUAUCCUCCCCCUCUGCUACUCCUUCUGGAUCGUCGUCAUGCAAGCUAUGAAUGGAGCGUUCAUGGCACCCAAGCUGAAUUUCUCGUGCCGCCCACCCGCCCCCGCCGCCGACAGAGCCACGCCCACCUACGCCCUUAAUGAGACCGGAAUACUCAACAAUGUGACGCAAGAGUGUGCCUAUUCUGCCGAGGACCCUGUGACGGGAGAGGUCGAGGAGCAAACAUGCACCGAGUGGGACUUCGACAACUCCACCUUCAGCUCCACCGUCACGUCGGAGUUCGAGUUGGUGUGUGGGUGGGAGUACCUGCGGGCGCUGUACACGAGCAUCUACAUGUUUGGCGUAUUCUUCGGUUCUCCUUUGAACGGGUUCCUGGCUGACAAAUACGGGCGAAAACCCCUCGUCCUGAUAGGUGCCUUGGCCUUCGUCUUCAUAGCAACGAUCUCGACGUGGUUACCCAAUCUCUCGGCUCUUCUGGUGGCCAGGUUCCUCCUAGGCCUCCUUCAGCCUAACACAGCCAAUACGGGAUAUAUCCUUGCCGUAGAGGUCGCCGAGCCUCGCUUCCGCACCGCCCUCGGCAUCAUGCUGUUCAUCCCUUGGGCCAUCGGCGAGAUGGUCCUCGGCGGCUUGGCCUAUCUCAUCAGGGACUGGAGGACGCUGCAGCUCACCGUGUCCGUCAUCGGGGUGGUGAUGCUGCCCUUCUUCUGGUUCAUGGACGAGUCGCCUCGCUGGCUGGCCGUGAGAGGAGAUCACGACCGAGCUGUGAAGAUCCUGCAGAAGGCCGGGAAGUGGAACAAGGUGGAUCUCCCUCCUGAAAACGAGGUCAUGGCGCUCAUGAGGCAAGAACUUCCACCAACGAAAGCGAAACGCGAGGAUAGAAGUAUGAAGACAGCAGUGAAAUCCUUCUUCCAAAACGCUGCCAUUCUCUUCAGGACCCCAAAGCUCCGCCUCAUCACGAGCGUCAUGUACUUGGACUACCUCGUAUUGGCCAUGGUGUACUACGGCCUCUCCCUCAGCGGCGGCAACCUCAGCAGCGACCCCUUCGUGUACAUGGUGCUGUCGGGCCUCAUGGAGAUCCCCGCGUACACCGGCGCUUACCCCUUGGUGGCGAAGUUCGGCCGAAGGAUUCCGACGGUGAUGUGCUGCUUGGUGAGCGGGGCGGCGCUGCUCGUGCUCAGCGGGGUGCCGAAGGGCUACUCCACCGUGAUCGUGACCCUCGCUCUGGUGGGCAAAAUGGCAAUCACAGCCGCCUAUCAGAUCGCCAUUUUCUUCUCCUCCGAGCUGUUCCCGACGGAGGUGCGGAGUCGCGGAGUUGGCACCUGCUUCAUGCUCUCCAGGGUUGGCUCUAUGGCCGCCCCCUUCAUUACGGACUUCUUGGGAUCCGCAUACCCCGCGUCGCCGUCCAUAGUGUUUGGUGUGGCAUCGCUGCUGGCAGGCAUGGCGACGCUGGCACUCCCGGAGACCCUCGGCGUGGCACUGCCUGACACCAUCGCGCACCUGGAGGAGAGGAACAUCGAUGGCCCGAGCAGCUGCUGCGAGUGGCUGCGAAGACCAAGAGGGAAAGAGGAACAGCACGCGACAAAAUUAUAUUCAGAGAAGCAAGAGGCAAAAAUAUAAUAGGAAAUGAACAUUCACAUUUCUUUAUCAAGAGAAAGGAAUAUUCCGUACGAAUUUGAACCAUGUGUUGGCCAAUGCAUUGCUUAACAUGCAUAUAUGCUUAAUGAUGUAUCUACACACACAUACACACCCGUGCUCAUUUUGAUUGUGUAUAUUCAUGUGUGUGUAUAGAUAAUGAGUUACUGGGAAGUCACAUAUACAGAUAUAGAUCUAUGUAUAUUUAUACGCACAUGCUUUUAUGAAUUUUACGUCGACCCCAUAUAAAGAUGGGGAAAACAGAGUAAAAGAAGAAGACUGUAUGAAUUAUAAAUACACAAACGCGCAUGCGUACGCAUGCACACAGGCGCACGCACAUAUGUGUGUGUGCGUGUGUGUGUGUAUGUGUGUGAGUGUGUGUGUGUG